Messenger RNA from Morus notabilis, 1793 nucleotides. RefSeq names its product angio-associated migratory cell protein. NCBI's taxonomy places the organism in Eukaryota, Viridiplantae, Streptophyta, Magnoliopsida, Rosales, Moraceae. The coding region runs from base 353 to 1528 and encodes 391 amino acids. Gene Ontology annotation, molecular function: protein binding. The transcript has 11 exons. The record is from RefSeq and is a predicted model, not a curated record.
CGCUUUUGGCUGUUCGACUCAAACUCUGCGUCUUUGAUUUGUUGAUUUUUGCCAUUGUCUAACUGCAAUUCCCCGAUGUUUAUAUUUAUGCCCCUUCAAAAGGAAAAAAUUAAUUCAUUUUCUAGUAAUUCUGUUUGACGUUUUUUUUAAUUAAAAAGUGAAACGUUUUAAAUUGAGCCAAAAACUCUUAACACUAACCAUUCUGAAAAUCUCAGCCGUCGAUCUUAAGAUUCUUACAUUUCUAAGAUAUCAACCGUUGAUCAUGGGCGACGAACGAGACCUGUAAAACGCAGACCAUUCGGCGGCCAACAGCCAAGCAAAACCUCAGUUCUCUGUUUGGCAGACAACGACGAUGAACAGUCCAUCGCGUGUUCCCGCCGAGGAAGAGGAAGACGAUCAUGGCGAGGUUUUCCUCGACGAGUCCGACAUCAUCCACGAAGUUACCGUCGAUGAAGAAGACCUUCCUGAUGCCGACGAAGAUGUCGAAUUUGCAGAUGAGGCUGAUGAUUCGAUGCACAUCUUCACUGGCCACACUGGCGAGGUUUUCGCUGUUGCGUGCAGCCCAACAGAUGCCACAUUAGUGGCAUCUGGCAGUGAAGAUGAAAAAGGUUUUCUUUGGAAGAUUGGUAAAGGAGAUUGGGCUUUUGAGCUUAAAGGCCAUAAGGAUUCUGUAUCUAGUUUGGCCUAUAGUACUGAUGGGCAAAUGCUCGCGUCUGGAAGUCUUGAUGGGAUUAUUCAAAUAUGGGACAUUUCCUCGGAAAACCUAAAAUGCACACUUGAUGGUCCUGGAGGGGGUAUUGAGUGGGUCAGGUGGCAUCCUAGAGGGCAUCUUGUCUUGGCUGGUUCUGAGGAUGCUAGUGUUUGGAUGUGGAAUGCUGACAAGGGUGCCUAUCUUAAUAUGUUUUCAGGUCACGGUGCUAGCGUGACUUGCGGUGAUUUCACUCCUGAUGGCAAAACAAUAUGCACUGGUUCUGAUGAUGCAACUUUAAGGAUAUGGAAUCCAAGAAGCGGUGAAAACAUUCAUGUCGUUGGAGGUCAUCCAUAUCAUACCGAGGGAUUGACAUGCUUAGCAAUAAGCUCAGAUUCGACUCUUGCCCUUACUGGUUCAAAGGAUAACUCUGUCCACAUCGUAAACAUUACAAGUGGAAAGGUUGUUAGUUCCCUGGAUUCUCAUGCAGAUUCAAUUGAAUGCAUUGGGCUUGCAACAGGUUCCCCUUGGGCCGCUACGGGAAGUAUGGAUCAGAAGCUUAUUAUAUGGGAUCUGCAGCAUUCCGUACCUCGUUCUACAUGUGACCAUGAGGAUGGCGUAACUAGCUUAGCAUGGCUUGGUGAAUCUAGGUUCCUAGCAACUGGUUGUAUGGAUGGGAAAGUACGACUAUGGGAUUCUCUCUCCGGUGAGUGUGUAAGAACCUUCAGUGGCCACUCAGCUGGUGUUCAAGGUAUUUCUGUUUCCGCCAACAGAGAUUACCUUGUUUCCGCAUCUUAUGACGGAACGGCCCGAGUUUUUGAGAUUGCAGAAUAUAAAUAAGCAAUAGAUUAUUAGAAGCCUGCAUGCUUUGUAAGCGAUUCAAACCGUCCAAAAGUUGCUCGUUGUAUGUUUUCCUUGAAGAAUGUAUUCGUUAUGCUUUUCCGAUGCUACAUUGCAUUGUAAAUUAGUUCCUUCAUUUUCAUGGCUUUACAUAGGUAUCUUUUCUUUUCUUUGCUAUUUUUCUUUAGUACAAGAAUGCCACUGCCACAUGGUAAAUUGUCAAUUUUCAUAGAAACUAGAUAUUGAUUUUGGAUUGGCAAUUUGA